Batrachochytrium dendrobatidis JAM81 is the source of this 1890-nucleotide messenger RNA. RefSeq lists its product as uncharacterized. The record is from RefSeq and is a predicted model, not a curated record. NCBI's taxonomy places the organism in Eukaryota, Fungi, Chytridiomycota, Chytridiomycetes, Rhizophydiales. The transcript is spliced from 2 exons. Gene Ontology annotation, biological process: proteolysis. Bases 1 to 1890 code for a protein of 629 amino acids. Gene Ontology annotation, molecular function: protein binding; serine-type peptidase activity; endopeptidase activity.
AUGAUUGUUUUUUUGGUAGCAGUUUUAGCUGCUGCAUCUUGCAUCAAUGCUCAGAUUCCUACAGAACAACCUGCUUUUGUUGAACAUGCUUGGUCCAAGUAUAGACUCAUCAACCUUUAUCGCGAUGCUGGAUUGUUUACCUUUUUCCCAUAUACUCUUGAACAGCGAAAUGUUCUAGUGUCAAAUGCCGAAAAUGCAUGGGUCAAUUUUGAAUCAAAAAUGAAACAUCAUGGCCAAGAGGCAAAUCCGUAUCCUGCUCUCGAGCAUAUCCGAAACAAUAUCGAAACCCUUACUGAUGAACAGAUCCAGCUUGGGUUACUGGAUGCAUUCACUCGAACUCGCGAUGCACAUACUUUCAUGAAAUUAGCUGGUCCGUAUAGUUGCUUUUUCGUUACCACGGGAAUCUUUUUUCAAUUUAUUGAUGGUCCAGGAGAUAUGAUCCAAGACCCAACAAUCGUCAUCGCCCGACCCGUAGAUGAUGAAAUAUUUGACCUACUACGUAAUACUGCUUAUAGUCGAAUUAGAGUUGGAGAUCAACUUCUUAGCAUUAACGGCCUCACUUUUUACCAGUGGAAAGAAAAGCACCGAAAUGUCAUUGGUGGGUCUACCGAGUCUCAUAGUCAGCGUCUAGCAUUAGAAUACUUGACCUUCAGAUAUGGGUAUCGUACCCCACUUCCUAGUGAAGACUCUAUCAAGCUUAAACUCAAAUCUCGUAACGGUAUCAUAUACGAAGUUGAUGCGCUACACAUGUCUAAGCAUCGAUAUAGCUGCUGGAAGUACUCCAGUAAACUUUACAAACAUUUGACAGGCGUGGUUCUCAGUAUACCUCUAAAAAAUACAGUUGCUGUGAGAGCCAAUAGUCAUGCCUUGUCAACUACAACAGUCGAUGAUCUUACCACAAGUUCCCAAUCUACCAAGUCAUUGGUCACUCCUCGCCAUAUUCGAAAACGGGAUCAAAUCAGUCAAUAUCAAGACACAGGACGAUUGUCAAAACGUGAUUUACGGAUUUCAUUUUAUCAAACGAGUAUACUCGAACUAUCUUGGACAAUUUGGAGACCCAACGAUCAAAACAUGGGAAUAAUCAGACUGGCAUCGUUCAGGUGCACGUCCCGCACAACAAACACGCAAAAUACUCUUGAAGCCAUUCUUGAAGUGGAAAGACUAUUGAAGACAGUGCUCAAAGACACCAAUUCUAUUUUGAUCGAUGUUCGUGAAGGUGCUGGUGGAUGUCCAAUUUUUGCAAAUGUCAUUCUACAGUUUUUCAAGAGUGAUAUUGAGCCACUAAAAGUGAAAUAUCUCAUAAACAAGGUCACAUCCAAUAUGUUUUCAAAUUCACACGAGGGAUUGGAAACGUCUUGUGAUGCUUGGUCCAAAACACCAGCUGGGAGCAAGUAUUCAGUAUUGCAUUAUAUUGUAGAUCCAAAGGAAUUAGGAACUUACAAUCCGAUUUAUGAUAAACCAAUGGGUGUAUUUACCAAUGGUAAUUGCGUUUCUGCAUGUGAAGUCAUGACAGAAUCCGUGCAGUCAUUUGGAAUCGGAACAGUGUUUGGUGAGGAUGUCACAACGGCAGGUGCUGGUGCAAACGUUUGGGAUCUAGAUCCAGAACUUAUCUUUUAUGAUCCGACAGACUUUAAACCAAUGCCAUUCAAAAAAGAGUUGACAUCUGAUACCAAGGAAAUAUUUUACAACAAAAUGGCUGUAGGUCAUCGGGCAUUUGUCCGUAAUGUCAAUCAUAAAGAACAUCCGAUUGAAGAUAUUGGCAUCGUAUCUGACGUUGUAAUUCGACCACGGUUGGAAGAUAUUCUUUCUGGCGGAACGAUUAAUUCGCAGUACGAUUUUAUUGGUAAUUAUUUGAUUAAAGCUGACAAAAGACCAGCCAAAACAUUUUGA